Molecule: messenger RNA, 660 nt
Organism: Fusarium vanettenii 77-13-4
Lineage: Eukaryota; Fungi; Ascomycota; Sordariomycetes; Hypocreales; Nectriaceae
Exons: 3
Coding region: 1-660 (219 amino acids)
Molecular function (GO): acyltransferase activity, transferring groups other than amino-acyl groups
Source: RefSeq, a predicted model, not a curated record
AUGGUUGUCAUCAACUCCCCAGAGCCUUCUGAAGCCCGACGUUUGGGUGAGAUUUACGUCUCAUCAAUGGCCGAGAACCCCGUUGUCAUUGUUCAGUUUCCCACACCCGAACGCCGACAAGAAUUGCAAGCCUACUUUACAAUCUCUAUCGAGCAUGCCAUACAAAAGAGGCCUGACAGGACGUUGGUUGCGAGAAACGACGAUGGUCGGAUUCUGAGUUUCAUCCAUUGGGAUGUGAUUCACCCCCAUACCGCCGAUGAAGAGGUCGAAGAGUUAAACACCCAGCCAAAGCCUGAUCCUGCUGCCGGCGAUAGUGUUUCUUUUGACAGCGAGACUCUUAGCUGGCAAUCGAAUUACCUUGCUAUCGCGGAGGAUGCCCGGGUCAAGAGCAUGGGUCAACGGCGGUACAUCCAUCUCGUCUAUGUCUCCACGGAUCCCAAUCACCAAGGGCAUGGAGCUGCUAGUAAACUUAUGAGCCGUUUGAUGGAAGUUGCUGUAUCCGAGAGGCUACCCAUCUGGCUUGAGAGCACAAUGAAUGCAGUGCCAUUUUACGAGAAGAAGGGUUGGAAGAGAGUGUGCAAGAUCUGUACACCGGCUCCAAGAAAUGUUGGGGAAUCACAUGAGGAUGUAUACGAAGAACAAGUAUAUGACGCCAAGUGA